CGCGGGUAAUUGUGUGUGGGUGGGGGAAACUUUGAAAAGUUGGAUCUGCUGACCCGGCCAAUUUGAGACUUCCCUGUCUGCUUCAGAAGCACAGUUAUAUACCAAUUACAGUACUUGUAUAGCUGUAGUUAUAUUCUUCUUUGGGAGAUCUGGAAAUAUGAGCAAAAAGAAACUAAGACGUGUGGGUUUAUCACAAGAGCUAUGCGACCGUUUGAGCAGAUAUCAGAUUGUUAACUGUCAGGACUUUUUAUGUCUCUCCCCACUGGAACUUAUGAAAGUGACUGGCCUGAGUUAUGGAGGUGUCCAUGAACUUCUGCGUACAGUCAGCAAGGCCUGUGCUCCACAGAUGCAAACGGCUUAUGAGAUAAAGACACGGAGGUCUGCGGAUCUCUCACCAGCGUUCCUGUCUACCACCCUUUCUGCUUUGGAUGAAGCUCUGCAUGGUGGUGUUGCUUGUGGAUCUCUCACAGAGAUUACAGGUCCACCAGGUUGCGGAAAAACCCAGUUUUGUAUAAUGAUGAGUGUUUUAGCUACAUUACCCACCAACAUGGGAGGAUUAGACGGGGCUGUUGUGUAUGUUGACACGGAGUCUGCAUUUACUGCUGAAAGACUGAUCGAGAUAGCGGAAUCCCGUUUCCCACACUAUUUUAACACGGAGGAAAGAUUGCUUCUCACCAGCAGUAGAGUUCAUCUUUGCCGGGAACUCACCUGCGAGGGACUUCUGCAAAGGCUUGACUCUUUGGAGGAAGAGAUUAUUUCAAAAGGAGUUAAGCUUGUGAUUGUGGACUCCAUUGCUUCUGUGGUCAGAAAGGAGUUUGAUCCGCAGCUUCAAGGCAACAUCAAAGAAAGGAACAAGUUCUUGGCCAAGGAGGCAUCCUUAUUGAAGUACCUGGCUGAGGAAUUUUCCAUCCCAGUUAUCUUGACGAAUCAAAUUACGACCCAUCUGAGUGGAGCCCUCCCUUCUCAAGCAGACCUGGUGUCUCCGGCUGAUGAUUUGUCCCUGUCUGAAGCUCUUUGUCGGAUGAGCAGCGAUGCAUCAUUUAGGAAAAGCACUUCUGGACCCAGCUGUGUGGUAGCUGCACUAGGAAACUCAUGGGGUCACUGUGUGAACACUCGGCUGAUUCUCCAGUACCUCGAUUCAGAGAGAAGGCAGGUUCUCAUUGCCAAGUCCCCUCUGGCGCCCUUCACCUCCUUUGUCUACACCAUCAAGGGCGAAGGCCUGGUUCUUCAAGUCUCCUAGACGUCUCUCUGCUCCCAGAGCUGUGGAAGGACAGCCUUUACUCCACUGAAGAGCUCACACUUCAACUCCAGAGGUCUCUCUUCAGACCAAAGGAAGGACCCAUCCAUCAGUAUGCUCAGCCGAAUAUGUCAAGAGUGAGAGGAAACGUAGCACCUGCUUCCCUGAGUUCUGCUGAAGACAGCAAUCACAUGAAACACAUUUUCCGGCACCCCAUACAGACCUGGGAGGAAAGAAGAGCAACAAAUCGCCAAGUAUAGAGCUGGAGGGAUUUGAUUUUGCUGCCCAAAUACCAGGGACUUAAAGUCUGUGUGAGCCUGAGAGACUCCAGACAUGCUCCCUCCGUGUGGUGGCUCCAUGCUGCACUUGUGUGUCUAGGUGCCUGUCUACACUGCCACUUUGGUGGGGGAAUGGGGAUUUUUAGAGGCAUCAAGAAGCUGAGAAGAAGGCUCAGGGGCCAAGAGCACUUGCUUCUCUCCCAGGGAAUACAAGUUCAGAUCCCAGGACAGGCACACACACACACACACACACACACACACACACACAGAGCAAGUGCUGGCAAUUAAGUCCUCCCCCUCUUUCCCAAGAGAUGACACAUGCCGCUUCUCCCAGACUUUGCACUCCUGUAGCCGCACCUGAAGGGAGCAGGAAAGAACAAACUCCCCUGAAGAGAGCUGGAUAUACCAGUGACCACCCAAACAUCUGCGUCGGUGUACCGGCUUGGGUUUCCUUCCAAAGCCACUCCUUGUAUAUACCUCCCCCUUAGAUUACUCAGCAUAUGCCCACAAUCUCUGUGGAGCGGGUGCUGAGGGAGGGAGACCUCUUUGAAAGAGAGGUCUAACCAGGGAGGGCCAGUUAACUCAGAACUUUUCUCUCCAUGCUGUUAGCUACCAAUAGCUCUGGGAAAGAAGAGGGAGCUAAAAAGGAGCCAUGGCCUGCUCUGCCUGAUACUCUGAAGAUAAAACAGUAACUUUGAGCUGCCUGGGACAAACUUGCUUUGUGUGAAAAGGUUUCUGGAAAUGUGCCUCCAUUCCUCCCUUCUUACCAGACAUGAUUCAGAUUCCCUCUAAGCCCUAUGACUUCCAGAAAGCAGCUCUCCCUGCAGGGGUGGGGGUGGGGGACACAAAAACUUUCCCUUAUUAUUCCCAAUAAUGAAUCCCUGCUCUGAGUGGAUUCUGUCCAUGUGUUUUCAGUCAAGGCCCGAUGGCAGCCUUGCCAGGGGACAUUUCCAAGAGGCUGUGGACAUAAUAGAUGAGGCCUGUAUUGACAAGCGCUGUCCUUAGUUUUCUAUCCAGUUCAGCCUUCCUGAGCUCUGAAAUCAGAGAUGAAAAAUGAUGAAGCAAGACGGCUGCCACACCCGUUCACUUCCUUUGGGUAAAAAGACAUUGUUUUAGGGCUCCCCCCACCAACCCCCAAGACAGUCAUGGAUCUGAAGCCUAGUAACUUGAGAAGAACGUCUCAGGACCAAACUAUUUUUUGUAGGUGCCAGGAGGUCCUUUCUUCUGGACCUCGGCAUAGUCUUAGAUUGCUCCGACACCCCAAGAGCAAAGAGAGAAAUGAAGCCACGACGUUUCCUACAGAGAGCUUCAAGUAAAGCCUUAUUUCAAGUACCCAGACCGCCACCAGCUGUAGUGUUGGCCACGUCUGUUCAGACAGCCAACCUAUGCACUCUACCCAAAGCAACCUGCCUACAGAGAAUGCAUGCCCUCUUUGAGAGAAGUUGGGUUCUUUUCAUUCAGAAAAAAACAAGUAUUAAUUCCCUCCGGUAAAAGGUGAUGUGUUCUUAAGGACAGUGGUGCUGCCUUCGGGAUUGGAAGCAUCUGUCUGUAGUUCUACUUCCUGGGGCUUCAGUUACAUGUGGUUCCUAUACUUCAGCCUUUCAGCUAUACUCCUCCCCUGCGACUUCUUCCCCCCCCCCCCAGGGUAAACAUUCCUAAGAAAGAACUCUAUUGGCUCCAGCUUCUCUUACUGUAUCUCACCACCACUGGUCCCCAGUGGUGUGGGCUGGAGAAGUAAUUGAAAACAUGACUGACUGCCUGUGCCGCAGAAGGUGUGAACAAGGCUGCUUAGGCCAGAGGAGUUGAGAGAGACCAAGGCAGAAGGCCUUGAACGGGACCCAGCAGGGCUACCCAUUCUCUCAUUCUCUCCAUCCUCCCCCCACCCCCGUCCCUGUAGACCUGUCCCCUGCACCCUGUUGUUACCCUUUUUCCAUCUCUCAACCCGUCUGGUCCAACAUGGAUCCUGUUUAGAUGCCCAAUCACAGAGAUCUCAGCCUGGUAGCGAAGCUCUUAAGAGUCAUAUAAGAAUGUAAGGAAAGAGAGAGAAAAAUAAAACCCCUUCUGCUAAAGAAAAUUCUUUUUCCCUCCUGAGGCUCCUUACCUCCCCCGUCACCCUCCAAUUCUCAGAAUAAUUUCCAGCUUGCCAAAAUCACAAGCAAAAGAGGAGCUUCCAUUGAGGAGCCCUAAUGGAGCAAUUGGGGAUGGAAGAUCUUCCAUCCCCAUUCUCUCCGAUCCCCGGUGCCAGGUUCUUAACUAAAAAGACCCAGGCAAUUUGCUUUCAAACUGAAAUUUGGAACACAACCGAAGGACUCGUUUUGGAUAAAGUUUUUGCCAAUUGUGUUCUCCGCAAAUGCCCAAAACUCUUUGAAGUUACUCACACAUCUUCAUGAUUUUGGAAGACCAGUCAUGUCUGUUCGCUACCCUUUCAACUGCUGAGAGUUCUUCUCUGUGUGAAUUCAGACACCCACGGACCAGAGGAAAAGUUGAAUUGCAACCUUGUUUUCCCAUGUACAGUCACUAGACAGUACUAACGUCUGUGCCUUAUCAGGUGGCUGAAAGUCCACCGCAGUCUGCCUUCAAAUUCUAGUAUUUCCAUAUUCUUUGGAGUGUCCAUGAGGUUAUGAAUGAAAUAGAAGUGAACCUAACCAAGCCAGGUUCCCUGCCCUGCCCUGAGCUCUGGGGAUGUCAGCGCCGAUCAGACCGUCAGUCAGAUUCUUUCUGUGACUGACACUUUUAUCUACGGACUAAAACCGUAGCGUUCUCUUUGCAGAGUAUGAUGGCAGCAGUAACUGGCUGCGGUUUUAACCCUGCUGCUCAGGGAUUGGAGAGCCAGUCCUUCUGGAUCACUUCCAGAUCCCUGCUCGUUCCACUUAGAGUCUGAGGCUGAUGUCUAUUGCCGUUGGCUGUCCUCUGGGACCCAAGAACCCAUCUGGGCUUUGUCCAGCCUCUCAUGCCAGCACCACCAUCCAAACUCCACAGCCAUUUCCAAUCGGACAGCUGGGAGGUUGAUGCAGAGAUGAAGCAGGAGCCAGCUUGGCUUUCUCCCAGGUCUCUGGGUCCCUCCGGGGUUCAUCAGCAAGCGCCUAUCUUUCUAUCCAUAGCAUACGCCUAAGCACAACACCUGGUCAGACCCACAGGAAGCCUGAAGAUGGAUGUUACGGCAAUUAUUCUGACCAUCACUGGGUAAGCUAGACUCCGAAUCUCUACAUAAAAACAACCAUGAUCAACCCAGUCAACCAGCUCAGAAGACCUGUAGCCCUGAGUGUUCCUUCAAUACCUCGGCUUUGGUAGUCUCCAUAUUUCAUAGGCUCCUUGUGCUGUGAACUUUAAACCACAUUGCUCCAUGUGGGCACACAGGGUUUAGUGAUGGGGUGGGGGGGUGUGUCCGAGUUCAUGUUUCUUUAGUGGCAUCUCAGCCCCUUUCCCAUCUUCACAGCCCAAACUGGCCCAAACUGACAACUUCUCUUAGUAGCUCACCCAAAUGAACUCGGACACUGGGGAACUGCUUAUGCAGGGAAAGGGGAAAGUGAGAGAGGCACUGAAGGUGGAGAGGGGACGCACAAAAAGUAGUAUGUUCAGACUAGCAUAGGAGAAUGCCAUGGACGGUAUGGUUUAAACACCAGAGAUGAGCUUUCUCAGAGCUCUGGGGACUGGGAUUCCAAGGUGACAGGGGUCUCCUGAAGCCUCUGAGCAUGGUUUGCAGACAGAUGGAGAUGUCUGUCUCCAUCUUAGUUUGCAGAUAAAUUCCUUCUCUUUGUGUCUUCCCAUGACUUUCUCCUGUCCCUGAGUUCCUCUUGCCUCCUCCAUUUCAAAACUCCUGUUCCAUUAGAACCCUAACCCUUCUGACCCCAUUUACCUUAUUUAUCUCCUUCUUUUUUUUUUUUUUUUUUUUUUUAGUUUGGGUUGUUUUGUUUUGUUACUUGAGACAUGAUCUCACUGUUUAUCCCUGGCUAGCCUCACACUCACUAUGUGGCCCACCCAGAUCUUUCUGCCUCAGCCUCCCAAAGUGCUGAGAAAACACUCCUAGCUUACUUAUCUCCUUUUCAAGGUGAUCACUCCAAAUAAAGUCACACAUGACCUUAGUGUUUCCACAUGAAUUCUGAGGUGACGCAGUUUGAUCUCUAAUGCCCUUACCCGCUCCCUUCAACAGAUGAUUAUCUGCUAUCCUCCCCUUACCUAAGAUGCAAAGGCAUGACGGGGGCCAUUUGAAAAGUGCUAAGGGAGGCAGGGGUGCCUAGGCAAGAAGAAUGAAAAGAUGCACCAUGGAUGGUAGGAUGAAGUAGGCGGAACUAGGCCCUGACAUCGUACUCUGCUCCUGGCUUGAUUAGCUCAGUUUUUACGAAGAAUACUCCAAAUUUCAUCUAUUACAAGUUCCCUUGCUGAGAAUAGUGGCCCCCCAGUUCUUUGGAGACUGAGAAAGGAGGAUUGGUGUGAGUUUGAACAGACCGAGCUAUAUUGUAAGGGCUAGGCUAAUAGGCUAGCCUGGACUACAGAAUAAAACCUUACUUUUUUCCUUUUUUUUUUUUUAAGUUGCAGGUAGCAGUCUUACUGUUACCCUUGUGGUUCUCUCUAAACAAACCCGUUUUCAAUAAAUAAAUAAACAAAGGAAGGAAGGAAGGAAGUCCUACCCUUGGUAUCCUGGUUAUAUGAUCAAAUUCCUCGCUUCCCAGCCUCCAUGGGGAUAAUAUGUCUAUGGCCUUCAGUAGCAAUCUCAUGUACCCCCUUCCAUGUUUCUUCUUGUUCACUCUCCAUCAACCGACUGACCCCACCCAUUGGCUGUAAAGUCCUGCUCUUCUUCUUAUGUUUAGCCUCUCUUCUCUACUGCAAAACCUCACUAUAUUGUCCUUUCUUGAAUAAGGCCUUCCUUAAAGUCUUUAACAAGUGUGGCUAGAGAAACUCAGAACAGAACUCACCUGCACACACCUUGUGGGAUCCUGCCCUCAGGUUGCCCAAACACCCAAUUUUAUAAGAAAGCUCAGAGACUGAAUGUUAGCUAAAAUAUUUCUUAAGUCUUAAGUAAAUCUUGAAAUUUAAACCUGAUAAGAUACCGUGCAAGACAAAUGGGCCUGUUUGUGGUCUGAAUGCAGCCUGGAGGGAGCCAGGUUUUCUUUCUGUGAAGCUAAUGCAUCCCAUUACCAUGUGAGGAUGGGUACAUGUGGCUCAGAAUUCAGGCCCAGACCUCCUGGAUUCAUAAUCUAGUCUACCCCUCACCACUUUAGUAAUCUUGGCCAUUAUCUGUGUCUCUCGGCGUUGUUGGAAGGGUACAGCUAAUUAAUACAUGCCAGCACCUAAAGCAGCGUCCUGUUAAGAAAGUCAGAACUCAGAGUCAGUGUUGGCAGCUGUUGUCAUAGACCUCUCAGUGUCCUCACUGAUAAAACGAGGACAUUUGUGUUUCCCACAAGAGUGUUGUGAGGGCAAAAGAACAAUGAGUAUGGGAAGCGUUCUGUAGCCAUUGCUCCUCUUUGACAGUAAUGGGACCCAGGGUACCACAUAGUCGAAUAAAAUCCUCUGUCACCGAAUCACACACCCACUCUCCGACCCCCUCCACCCCACACCCCACUACACCCCACCCCACUGCACCCCACCCUGCCGUUAGCUUUGUUACUGUUCCUGUAAGUGGAGAACAGACUUCCCAGUGUGGGUCUGCAAAGCCCUAGGAAGACAAGGGUUGAGUGAGAACUGAGACUCCUUUUCUUUCCUAGGACUAAACUCUUAGAAUGUCUUAUUAGAAGUUGGUGAGGGCCUCAUGUGGCACACACCUUUAUUCUCAGAACUUGGGAGGCAGGCGUAGGUGGAUCUCUGUGUGUUCGAAGUUAGCCUGGUUUACUCAGGGAGCAUUCCAGGACAGCCAGGGUUAUACAGACCUUGUCUUAAGAAAGAAAGAAGGAAAGAAAGAAAGAAAGAAAGAAAGAAAGAAAGAAGGAAGGAGAGAGAGAGAGAGAGAGAAAGAAAGAAAGAAAGAAAGAAAGGAAGGAAGGAAGGAAGAAAGGAAGGAAGGAAGGAAAAAAAAGUAAAAAGGUGGUAAGUUUUUCCUUCCUUGUUUUAAUUUACUAUGACAGAUUUAAAACAGAAAAAGAAAAAAAUAGCAUAAUUAACACCCAAAUAGCCUUACUUAAUUGUUAGACUUAAUUAUUAAUAGACUUAAUUAUUGUUACUGUUUACCAUGCAUGUUUCGCUUGAUGAAUUUUCCUGGCUGAUAUAUGGGGUAGGGUAUGGCAGGGACAUGGUAAGGAAGUGGGGUGAAGAGAGGUAUGAAGUUAGCAAACCAGAGAGCUGGCCUCUUUAAAAGAAGUCAGGAGUGAAUCAAGAAAGGAUUUUUUUUAAAGAAUAAUUUGUCAGAAUAAACAUUGUUACUGCUUUCAGUAAAGUAAAAUAAAUAGAAUAGCAGAACUUUUUUUUUUUUAAGACUUUAGGCUGGACAUAACAGGGAAUGCCUUUAAUUCUAGCAUAACAGGGGUUCAAGGCUACCCUCAGCUAUGGGUUAAGGUUAGUGUGGAGCAUAUGAAACCCUGUCUCAAAAAGCAACAAAUCCCCCCCCCCCCAAUAUUUCGAUUUACUGUUAAUUUUAAGGUUUUAAAUUUUCACUCACAAAAUUUCUGGAGAUUUUGGAUGGAAAAGUGUCUCUAUUGGGAAGAUUUCAAACUAACACUAGCGGAUCAUGAAGAGUCUAGUAAACUCGGAGUGACAGAAAUAAAAAAAUGAACGGCUUUAGAAAGAAAUACAAAUACUACCCCUCAAAGAAAGUAUAUGCGCCCUGUCAACAGCUGCUUCCUGGCAAAGCGCUUAAAGGGGUCUGUGUUCUAAACCUACGCCUGUUUCUCAGCAUCAGCUACCGCUGACAUAAACGCUCACACUUCUCACAGGAAUGGAGAGCGGCACUUCGCUUUUUUUUUCUUAUUUACUUUUUAUUCGCAAUCAUAAAUUUAACUCUGCAAUCCAACUAGACCUGGAGGGGAAUGAGGAAAAUACGGCGCCCAGAGAACUUCAAUGAGAGCAGAGAUCACGGGGUCUCCCGAGCAAAUGGUGUGGGGUGCGCUCUCCUGAGCUACAGAAGGAAUGGUCUGUCCACCGUCGGAAAUUGUCAUCUUCUUGCUGGUCUUGCCAUCCCUGGACCCAAAACACUGCAUGGCUUCCACAGUGUUCAUGCCUUCUUUCACCUUCCCGAAGACCACGUGCUUGCCAGCCAGCCAGCCACUCAGUCUUGGGAGCGCAGAUAAAACCAUUUUUGUUCGGUCCAGCAUUUGCCAUGGACAAGAUGCCAGGACCUGUAUGUUUCAAGUUCUCAUCCUCAAAUUUCUCUCCGUAGAGGGACCUGCCGCCAGUGCCAUUAUGGCCUGUGAAGUCACUACCCUGGCACAUGAAUCCUGGGAUAAAUUCCGUGAAAGAAGGAACCCUUAUAUCCAAAUCCUUUCUCUCCAGUGCUCAGAGCACAAAAGUUUUCUGCCGUCUUUGGAACUUUGUCUGCAAAUGGCUGGAAGGUGACGCGGCCCAAGGGCUGGCCAUAGGCCUCAAUGUUAACUCGAGUGGGGUAGACCAAGGCUGCAGCAAAAGGCGUCAGGGGACAGCGGACAGGACAGCGGCAUCUGCAAAGCCAACCCUCAGCUUUAAAAUGCUAUUAUUCCUACUCCUCAUUUUUUUCCACUGACAUUCCUUCUCAACCGGGGCCGACCCUCAGAGCUCUAUUGUACUGAAAAUCUCGAAUUCAGCCCAAAGGGUAUGGGGUAUGGGGGAAACGUGGCACAGAGGGAGAGCGAAGUGCUCUCUGGAGGCUGGGAGGAGUGCAGGGAGGGGAGGGGAGGCGUGCUGGCAGGACAACAGAGAGAAGCACCAAGGUGUGAGGAGGGAGGAGAAGCAAUGCAGCAAGCCUUCCACCCCCCGGGGAAAGGGGAGAGGGAGCUGAGGAGCCUCCGCUGUAAAACUGCUGCUUGAGCUUCAUCAGACUAGCCUGGUAGAAACAAAGCCAGGUGGCAAGUUUUUCUCCAGAGUUAAAAACAAAUGCUAGCGAACAGGGAAAGGCAAAGCGGUCCCCUCUUCCUUCCUGGAGCUGCGUCAGGAAUCUCCUUUCCAGUGGCCCUGGACCCACCAGGAAGCCCAUCCCCAAAGGUUCUCAGGUCUGAGCCCCAGACCUGGCUGAGGGUCUGUCUAUCUGUGUCUGGCCAGUGUCUAGCCAAAUUGCAACUCAACCCAAGACCCUCUUCAGGUAUGUCUUCCUUCCCUGGGCGACUAGAUGCGGAAUAUAUGGUGUGGGACGUUCUGGGGGGAGUGCAUUGGUCAUUGUUGAAGCCCAGCUGUGAUUUGUAACUGGCACACAGUAAGACUCAGAAGGUGGUUUGAACCUAAGGGAACCUUCCCCCGCCCCCCUGCAAUGUGUAACCUUAAUAAAUAAAAUAUUAAUUUCCCAAACCAAA
Meriones unguiculatus (Mongolian gerbil) is the source of this 9923-nucleotide messenger RNA. It is a transcript of the gene Rad51b, whose product is annotated as RAD51 paralog B. The transcript has 13 exons. The record is from RefSeq and is a predicted model, not a curated record. Gene Ontology annotation, biological process: double-strand break repair via homologous recombination. NCBI's taxonomy places the organism in Eukaryota, Metazoa, Chordata, Mammalia, Rodentia, Muridae. Gene Ontology annotation, molecular function: ATP hydrolysis activity; ATP-dependent DNA damage sensor activity; ATP binding. Bases 158 to 1240 code for a protein of 360 amino acids. Gene Ontology annotation, cellular component: Rad51B-Rad51C-Rad51D-XRCC2 complex.